This is a messenger RNA of Esox lucius (northern pike), 5371 nucleotides long. It is a transcript of the gene cracd, whose product is annotated as capping protein inhibiting regulator of actin dynamics. Bases 187 to 3762 code for a protein of 1191 amino acids. The transcript has 10 exons. Lineage: Eukaryota; Metazoa; Chordata; Actinopteri; Esociformes; Esocidae. Gene Ontology annotation, biological process: negative regulation of barbed-end actin filament capping; maintenance of gastrointestinal epithelium. The record is from RefSeq and is a predicted model, not a curated record.
CACGAGCACCCGCAGCAUCAGCAACACAAAGAGGGUCGAAGAGCUCUGGAUUGGAGAUAAGGAGCCGCGGGCAACUUCGAGGCCGAUUUGCUGGGAAACAAGAUCACUUAUAAGCCGCGGAGAGAGGAGACUGCAACGCCACUGGUCUGGCUAAAAUUGACAGACAUUGUGCAGAAGGGCAGAUCGAUGUUCCCUAAGGUUUUACUGCAGUGGUGUGCAGCCCUGUCAAGUUGCGCCGCUGAAAUAGAGAGGCGACGACAGGGCAAAUUUCAGCCGUUCAGACGCCUGUUCGGGAAGAGGAAGAAGAGGCAGGCUGCAGCGAGGAAGGCAAGCUUCUCCUCGGAGGAAGUGUGCAACAGAGUCCUCUCAGAUGAUGAAGAGACCAAUCAACAUCUAAGUAGGGAGCUGCUCCCCAUUGGAUCCCGUUCCUUCUCCCACGACAGCGUGUUCAUCCCAGAGGAACCAGUACAUGAGCCCAGCCCAGAACGGACCAUGUCGCAGGAAAACGUCUCCGAUAAAGUCCGAAACCUGCAGAGGCAGAUAGCGCAGAAUAUUAAGUUCGGCCAGAGGCCCCCAUCUCUGAGGAAGAGUGAGGGAGAGGAAGGCAGCUCAGAUGAAGAGGAGGUUGCCAGGAGCCCUCUAAAGGUCCUGGCCCAGGUGGAGGCAGAGCCAGUGGACACAGAACCACAGGAAGCUAGCCAGGACCAAGGCGCCAGUCUUGGAGCUCCCCAGACUCCUAGCACACCCCUUAGGUCUCCUAGGUCCAAACGAGUUAUUCCAGCCACUGGUACCAUCGAGUCCAUCGAUCUGGAUGGAGUCCCACAGCCUAUUGCUAGACUGGAUAACACCGCUGCCAAGCACAAGCUGUCUGUCAAACCCAAAAACCAGAGGAUCUCCCGCAAGCACCGCAGGUUCACUCAGGAUCUGCAAGAGGUAGAUAUCCCCGGCAUACUGCAGGAACAGACAGAAGCAGCAGAAGAGACAGCCCCAGAGAAAACCAAGAAGCAGAAACUGCAGGAGGAGCAAAGACUGGAGUCCCAAAGGAAGGAAGAGCUGGCAGAACAUUCACGCAGAGAGGAGGAGGACCGAAGGAGGAAAGCAGAGGAGUGGAGGCUGCGUGAGCUAGAGGAGGAGAGAUGUCGCAAACUGGAGGAGGAACGCAUACUCAAAGAGGAGGAGGACAGGGGGUGGAGAGAGGCAGUGGAGAAGAGGAGAAAAGAAGAGGAGGAAAAAAGGAUCAAGGAUGAGGAAGAGAGUAGAAUAAGAGAGGAAGAGGAGAGAAGGCUGAGGGAGGAAGAAGAGAGAAGGCUGAGGGAGGAAGAGGAGAAAAGGCUGAGGGAGGAAGAGGUGAAAAGGCUGAGGGAGGAAGAGGAGAAAAGGCUGAGGGAGGAAGAGGAGAGAAGGAUGAGGGAGGAAUUGGAGUAUAUGCAGCGAGAGGAGGAGUAUAGGAUGCUGGAGGAAGAGCGAAGGAACAAAGAGGAAGAGGAGAGGAAACAGCAGGAGCUAGAGACAGAGCGUAUCCAUGCAGAGGAGAAGAGGCUGAAAGAGGCAGAGGAAGAGGAGGAAAUGAAGAAAAGGCAGCUGGAAGAAAAUAGAAAACUGUUUGAAGAGGAAGAGGAAAAAAGGUUGAGUGCAGAAGUGGCUGCAAGCAGUUCAGACUCUGAUAAGAAGAGGAGGGCUGAGGAGGUGCGCUGGAGAGAGAUGGAGGAGAGACAGAGACCAUUCACCUUUAAAGUGUCCUCUGGGGAGAAGCAGAUCCUGUUCCAGAAGGUCAACCUGACACCUGUUACACCGGCCUCCAGCCAGCAGGUCGGCGCUGUGGCUGAACACAGACAAGGAGCCAAGACUACGUCCCCUGGAGGGGCUGACUCCCCCACUCUCCCGUCCUCUCAGUACGUCCCACACACAGCCAUCCUGGUGACAGGGGCCCAGCUCUGUGGAACUGCUGUCAACCUCGACCAUAUCAAAGAAACUGCAUGCAAGUCACUCCUGGGUCUUGCAGAUGAAAAGAAAGCUGCCCUGGGCACCCCACCACCUACAAUGACCAAGAGUUCACCAGACCGCAAGUCUGGGAAAACCAAAUCCCUCAGCGAGUCUACAGACCAGUCCAGUGCUGCCGUCCUUGCAGAGUGGGCUAGUAUCCGCUCAAAGAUAUUCAAGGGGGCAGAGGAGGGGAAGUAUGAGGACUACCCAGACCCACAGAGUCAGACCCGACCCAGUAGUGAGGACCAGAGUCCGUUCCCCCAUACAAACCUCAGAAAGACCAUGUCUGCCAGCGCCAAGUUUUCCAUCACCCCAGCCAGGAAGAAGUUUGCAGACUCCAACAGGAACUCUGAGGUGUUCAGUCCAGAAGAGAAGGAAGGAGGAAGGCCAGCGUCUGUUGUUUCUGACACCUCUGUUCCCCCUGCAGCCUCACCGGGCCCGGGCAGCAAGGCCCAGAGUCGUGGCAUUAAGACUGUCAGGAUUGCAGAUGGAACAGGGGAGUGCAUGUUUGCCAAGGACCUUCCCUCCUUUAUUGUCCCCAGUUCUUGCCAGGGAUCUCCCCGGCCACAGAGCUCUGAGACAGAUGCAGGUAGCCCGGGGGGAGAAUCGGAGGACUCUGAUGGCCGGGAGGAGGGGGAGAAGGGCCAGCCCUCUCCGUUUGGCAUCAAACUGAGGAGGACCAACUACUCCCUUCGCUUCCACAGUGAUCAAUCGGCAGAUAAGAGGAAGAAGAGGUACAGUGCCGGCGACAGUUUCGACGGGGUCCCCUCACCUCUGACCCCCAUCGACCCUGACUCCGACGCCUCAGUGUUCUCAGAUAAGUCCAGCCCAGCAUCUCCACUCAGAGAGGGGAUUCCUGGGAUCAAGCCUGGACAUGUGGUUGCAUCUCUUCCAGAGCCCCGGUCCAAAGCAGGCAGGUCUCCAACAACUUCCAUGCACAGCGAGGGGGAGAAGCUCCCAUCCAAAGCCUCACUCUACCAGAGACCCAGCACGUCCCCUAAGCCGGUCACCCCUCCCCCGUCCCCAGUCCCCAAAGUGGGCAGAGGGGGACCCAUCGAUGCGGUGGUCCAGAGGACGGGGGUGGGGGAAGACCCUGCUGGCUAUGAGGAGUCAGGUGAGAGGAGGCAUGACACCUCCGCUGUCGCCCAGCUCCACAGGAACAGCCAGGGAGAAGAGGAGCCCAAGGAAAGGAGGUCCUUCUUCCCCUCCAUUAGCAUCCCCUGGAGGGAGAAGGCUGACAGGAAGACAGAACUCAUCAGGAGAGAUGGGAAGCCGUCGCUCCAGAGCAGGCACUCGUUGGACAGUGCUCGGGUACAGGACAAGGAGACGGGGCCUCUGUGGAUCACGCUGGCGCUACAGAAACAGAAGGGCUUCCGGGAGCAGCAGCAGAGCAGAGAUGAGCGCCGUAGCCACAGAGAAGCCAAACUGACAGAGAAACUGGCCAAAGAUAAAGAUGGUGGUGUGUUAGUGUGUCCUUUGGAUGGUAAGGGGAGUGGGAACAUCAGCCCUCCCAAACCACAAACACCAGAGGAGUCCAAGAGACCAGAUACCCUCCUGUGCCGCCUGGAGCGCCGAGACCAGCUGAAGAAAGCAAAUACACUGCCCAGCUCUGUCACAGUUGAGAUUGCAGACUCCACUCCAUCGCCCCCUACAGUAAAGGAGGUGACGAAGCGCUUCCCGUCCUCUGACUCUCCACAGGUGUCUACUGAGCCGGCCUGGCUAGCUUUAGCUAAGCGCAAGGCCAAGGCUUGGAGUGACUGCCCUCAGAUCAUCAAGUAACCUCCUCUCUAACCGCAAAUGAACUAUGACCCAAACCAUCCCUUGACCUCUCCGAUUUGCCACUGCACUCUAAUUCAGUCCCUCAGACCAAGUCAUUUUCCUGUGCUACCACACAUCUGUAUGAUGUCAAGUGUUUCACAUUCAAUACAAUAUAAAUACAAUCACACAUUUACAAACAUGAAAACUCUGUACAAGCAUGCAAUUAUACCAACACCUGAACCCAACAUGUUUUGUAGGAUUAACUGGCUGUAAUGCUAUCAACUAUAAAAUAAAUAUCUUCCAAAAAACGACGACAGCCAAUCAUGGCCACUGCUGGCCAUUGCAAUAGCCAAUCCUAACUAGUACUUCCCUUCAGUAGCCAAUCGAAGCACCACAGCUGUAAAUAUAUGCACUAAAUAUAAUACAAAAUCAAAAGCUUAUGUAUUAAUCCAAGUUCCACAGCUUUGAAUAAGGAUACAGAUGAUUUGUUUAAAGGUACAGUGUUUAAGGGCUACCGGUUGCCAGUAACCCAACACGACAGAUUAUCACCCUGUUUUGUUUCUGUUACCUUAUCCUGUGGAGAUUAUAUCAAGCACUGGUUUUAACAAUGUGAAUCAAUAUAUUUGUCUGCAAUGUACACAAGGAGCGUCUUUUUUUACUUGUAUUCAAAGGCAGUACUUAAUAUAACUAUUCUCACUGUGUCCGUGACGACUGUGACAGCUGUCAAUGAUGCUAUAAUGUAAAAAAAAAUCAAAAAAAAAAUCUAAUGCCACAACAAACUUGUUUGAACCUAACCGGUUUGUGAAAAAACACUAAAUCUGUCCGAAUCAGAUGUGGAAUGCACUGAAACAGCAUUAAAGGCCAGUGUCAGACGGUUGUGGAUAUCAUAGUAUUUUUACCACUCUAAUAAUCACUUGGGUUUUGCUUGGCUAUGGACAGAGACCCCUUGCCUGCUAUGACAUUACAGUACCAUCACUCUCCUGUCAUACCCUUUGUGCUCGAGUCACCGCUUAUGUGACGAUCCAUAAUAAGGCCUUUAAAUGGUCCUCCAGCAUUUGGAAAGUCACAUUCUGUGAAGCCCAUCGUGGGAUAAGCUAAAGCUACAUCACCGUCUCUUCAUUUUCCUCAGUAGGAUUUAAACCAAUCAGCAUUGAUGACACCAUAUAGAUAUUUUCCUCUCACUGUUCAAUGGAAUGGUCUAUUCAAUGGAAUGGUCUAUCCAAUGGAUGGUCUAUUCAAUGGAAUGGUUUAUCCAAUGGAAUGGUCUAUUCAAUAGAAUGGUCUAUCCAAUGGAAUGGUUUAUCCAAUGGAAUGGUUUAUCCAAUGGAAUGGUCUAUUCAAUGGAAUGGUCUAUUCAAUGGAUGGAUGUGAGUAUGUAUUUAAGGUGUUGGUCAGAAAGACACUCGGUCAUUUAAGAUUUUAGUCCACUAACCCUCAGUCAGUCACUUUGUCAUAUCUGGUUUUUUUAACUGUGGUCGUGUGCAGCAGUGUAGUGUACAGUGUUGUAUGUAACCAAACUGUUUGGUAAUACUUGCACUUUUUGUCCCACUUAAAAAGGUAUUCCUGAGAACAUCUUAAAGUGAUGCAGAUGUUAUGAACUAUGUCAAUUAAAUACUGACGUCUGAACUGA